Terrapene triunguis (Three-toed box turtle) is the source of this 10754-nucleotide messenger RNA. RefSeq names its product BCR activator of RhoGEF and GTPase (gene BCR). Gene Ontology annotation, cellular component: membrane. The transcript has 23 exons. NCBI's taxonomy places the organism in Eukaryota, Metazoa, Chordata, Testudines, Emydidae. The coding region runs from base 177 to 4232 and encodes 1351 amino acids. Gene Ontology annotation, biological process: intracellular signal transduction; protein phosphorylation; positive regulation of GTPase activity. The record is from RefSeq and is a predicted model, not a curated record. Gene Ontology annotation, molecular function: guanyl-nucleotide exchange factor activity; GTPase activator activity; protein serine/threonine kinase activity.
UCUCGGACACAGGACCAGCUGGCUUUACCGCCCUGUUUUCCUUCAUGCGUGGACUGGGGGAAAGAUCCAUUCCGUGAGUUAACCCGUCUCUGGCCGUUCUGUAGCUCCAUGUGAAAUUCAGCUGGCGUAUUCUCUCCACCUCCUGUUCCCCACCGUGAUCUUUCCCCGGAUGCAAAAUGGUGGAUCCAGUGGGGUUUGUGGAGGCUUGGAAAGCCCAGUUUGCAGACUCCGAGCCUCCCAAGAUGGAGCUGAAAUCUGUGGGAGAUAUCGAGCAGGAGCUGGAGAUGUGCAAAGCCUCUAUCCGGAGGCUGGAGAUGGAGGUCAACAAGGAGAGGUUCCGUAUGAUUUACCUGCAGACUCUCUUGGCAAAGGAGAAGAAGAGCUACGACCGACAGAGGUGGGGUUUCAAGAGGAUUUCCCAGUUGCCUGAAGGGGAUGCAGAGCAGCAGAACCAAGACCCACAUCAUCACCAAACCACCGAGCAAGGGGAUCCAGAAAAAAACAAACCCCACCACGGAGAGGAGAAGUUCAAGCCAAGGAUACCUUCUCUGAGGAAGCUGUCCAUCCAGAGCGAUGGGUCGGAUCUGUUGCCCUUGGAGAGCUCCCACCAUGGGGAAGGGGAGCAAGACAGGUGUAAAUACUACAGUGAAGAGAAACUGAAGAGAGUGGGGGAAGAUACGGAGAAUCGCUGUGAUAUGGAUGGAUCCCCUUCAAAACACAGGCCCUCUUCCACUCGCAGGCUGGUGGGCUCCACUGAGAAAGAGGGGUCCUUUGAGCCUCUUGCUAAGGACAAAGGGAAUGCCACCAGUGUGGCAGCACUAAGGUCCAACUUUGAGAGGAUUAAAAAGGUUAAUUCACAUUCUUCUAGUGAUAGCAAGGAUGCUGCUGAGAAGCCCUUCUAUGUGAACAUGGAGUACCACCAUGAGAAGGGUUUAGUGAAGGUCAAUGAUAAAGAUGUUUCUGAUAAAAUAAGCUCCCUUGGUAGCCAAGCCAUGCAGAUGGAACGCAAAAAAUCCUUGCACUCCCUCCCUCCUAAUGUGGUACCCAGCUUUAAUGAGUUCCAGAGGCCGGCCUACCGGGGAAGGUCUUCUGAGAGCAGCUUUGGCUAUGAUGGAGAAUAUGAGGAUGCUGAACUGAACCCCAGGUUUCUGAAAGACAACCUAAUAAAUGUUAAUGGAGGCAAUCGACCACCUUGGCAACCAAUGGAUUUUCAGCCCUACCAAAGCAUCUAUGUGGGUGGGAUGAUGGGGGAAGGAGAAAGCAAAGGACCCGUACUGCGGAAUCAGAGUGCCUCUGAUCAGGAAAAGCAUCUUACCUGGCCCAGGAGGUCUUAUUCCCCAAGGAGUUUUGAGGACAUUGGGGGAGGGUAUACCCCAGAUUGUAGCUCUAAUGAGAACCUCACAUCCAGUGAGGAAGAUUUCUCUUCAGGGCAGUCUAGCCACGUUUCCCCCAGCCCCACCACUUACCGCAUAUAUCGGGAGAAAAGCCGUUCUCCAUCCCAAAAUUCUCAACAGUCCUUCGACAGCAGCAGCCCACCAACCCCCCAGUCUCAAAAGCGGCACAGGCAACAGCCAGUCAUCGUGUCUGAAGCCACUAUUGUGGGAGUACGGAAAACAGGACAGAUCUGGCCAAAUGAUGGAGAUAUGCCAUCUGGGAGAGGUCCUCAGGACAGCUGUUUCCAUGGAGAUGCAGAUGCUUCGUUCAGUGGAACGCCACCUAGUUAUGCCUAUGAUGCAGACCGUGCCGAAGAACAGCGGCGACACCAUGACAUGAUGCCCUAUAUCGAUGACUCUCCAUCCUCGUCACCCCAUCUCAGUUCCAAGAGUCGGGGCAGCCGAGAUACUCUCUCCUCAGGGUCUUUGGAAUCCACAAAAUCAAGUGAGCCAGACUUGGAGAAGGGCUUGGAGAUGAGAAAAUGGGUCCUGUCUGGAAUCCUAGCCAGUGAGGAAACCUACCUGAGCCACCUAGAGGCUCUGCUGCUGCCCAUGAAGCCUUUGAAGGCUGCUGCCACCACUUCUCAGCCUGUACUGACCAGUCAGCAGAUUGAGACUAUUUUCUUCAAAGUGCCUGAGCUGUAUGAGAUCCACAAAGAGUUCUAUGAUGGGCUCUUUCCCCGCGUCCAGCAGUGGAGUCACCAGCAGCGUGUCGGAGACCUCUUCCAGAAACUGGCCAGCCAGCUGGGAGUGUACAGGGCCUUCGUGGAUAACUAUGAGGUUGCCAUGGAGACGGCAGAGAAAUGCUGCCAGGCCAAUGCUCAGUUUGCUGAAAUCUCCGAGAAUCUCAAGGCCAGAAAUACAAAGGACUCAAAAGAUCAGACAACCAAAAACUCCUUGGAAACUCUGCUGUACAAGCCAGUGGAUCGAGUGACACGCAGCACGCUUGUUCUUCAUGAUUUACUGAAACACACUCCAGCAAGCCACCCCGACCACCCGCUCCUGCAGGAUGCUCUGCGCAUCUCUCAGAACUUCUUGUCCAGUAUCAACGAGGAGAUCACACCCCGCAGACAAUCUAUGACUGUCAAGAAGGGAGAGCACCGGCAGCUCUUGAAGGACAGUUUCAUGGUGGAGCUGGUAGAGGGGGCUCGGAAGCUGCGCCACGUCUUUCUUUUCACUGACCUGUUCCUGUGCGCCAAGCUCAAGAAGCAGCUUGGAGGGAAAAGCCAGCAGUAUGAUUGUAAAUGGUACAUUCCGCUCACAGACCUCAGCUUCCAAACUGUGGAUGAGUCCGAGGCAGUGCCCAACAUCCCACUCGUGCCUGAUGAGGAGCUGGAUGCCAUGAAGAUCAAGAUCUCCCAGAUGAAGAAUGACAUCCAGCGAGAAAAGAGGGCUAACAAGGGCAGCAAGGUCAUUGAGAGGUUGAAAAAGAAGCUGUCUGAGCAGGAAUCUCUGCUGUUGCUGAUGUCUCCCAACAUGGCUUUCCGGGUUCACAACCGGAACGGCAAGAGUUACACAUUCCUCAUCUCGUCAGACUACGAACGGGCAGAGUGGAGAGAGAACAUCCGGGAGCAGCAGAAGAAAUGCUUUAAAAGCUUUUCGCUCACGUCCGUGGAGCUCCAGAUGCUGACAAACUCCUGCGUCAAGCUUCAGACCGUCCACAACAUCCCCCUCACCAUCAAUAAAGAAGAUGACGAAUCGCCCGGGCUCUAUGGAUUCCUGAACGUCAUUGUUCAUUCUGCCACGGGGUUCAAGCAGAGCACAAACCUGUACUGCACGUUGGAGGUGGAUUCCUUUGGAUAUUUUGUGAACAAAGCUAAGACCAGAGUUUACAGGGACACUACGGAGCCCAAUUGGAAUGAGGAGUUUGAGAUCGAGCUGGAGGGAUCGCAGACCCUACGGAUUCUGUGCUAUGAAAAAUGCUAUAAUAAAACCAAGCUCACCAAAGAAGAUGGAGAGAUCACUGAUCGAAUCAUGGGGAAAGGCCAGAUCCAGCUGGAUCCUCAGGUGUUACAGGAUAAAGACUGGCAACGCACAGUCAUCUCAAUGAAUGGAGUUGAAGUGAAGCUGUCAGUGAAAUUUACCAGCCGGGAGUUUAGUCUGAAAAGAAUGCCAUCUCGUAAACAGACCGGGGUCUUUGGAGUCAAGAUUGCCAUUGUCACCAAGAGAGAGAGAUCAAAGGUGCCUUACAUUGUGCGCCAGUGCGUGGAGGAGAUAGAGCGACGUGGGAUGGAGGAGGUGGGCAUCUACCGUGUCUCUGGGGUUGCAACUGAUAUCCAAGCUUUGAAAGCUGCUUUUGAUGUCAACAACAAAGAUGUGUCCGUGAUGAUGAGCGAGAUGGAUGUUAAUGCCAUUGCAGGGACAUUAAAAUUAUACUUCAGAGAACUGCCUGAACCCCUCUUCACAGACGAACUGUACCCCAACUUUGCUGAGGGCAUUGCACUUUCAGACCCUGUUGCAAAGGAAAGCUGCAUGCUGAACUUACUGCUCUCGCUUCCAGAACCCAGCCUCGUGACAUUCCUUUUCCUUCUGGACCAUUUAAAAAGGGUUGCCGAGAGAGAGAGCAUCAACAAGAUGUCCCUGCACAACCUGGCAACUGUCUUUGGACCAACGCUGCUCAGACCCUCAGAGAAGGACAGUAAGAUUCCUGCUAACCCAACCCAGCCUAUAACAAUGACUGAUAGCUGGUCACUAGAAGUCAUGUCCCAGGUUCAAGUUCUUCUUUACUUCCUGCAGUUGGAGACUAUCCCCACCCCAGACAGCAAAAGGCAAAGCAUCCUCUUUUCCACAGAGGUAUAGGAGUCUGGUCACAACAAGGGGGCUUGUAGAACUGUUCUUGGUGUGAACCUGCCACUCUGAGAACAGGAGGACUGUUUCUUCUUCAGACAUUACUGGCCUGCUCCUGUCAUGAGGAAGCAUAGCCUUCAGUGCUUCUGCUGUUUGUCAAACAGAGCUAAGCUGAAGAGAAAGGAGAAACUCCCUCUAGUUUUGAUCUGUAGAAUAGGGAAGAAUUGGACUGGACAUGGAGCUGUGCUGAAAGGCUCCACUAGAAGGAACAACAGACACUUUAACAAAUGCAACACAGAGUGCGGUUGUUGCUCUUGGGAAGGUGAGAAGGUAUUCCUCAUUUUUAUGGAUGAAAUUGAUCAUCAAGAAGCUUCAAGCUUUCUACACGAACACUUGUCAGAAUGCCCUUCUGGGGUGAGAGGAGAAUUAAAGGCUAUAUCACAAGUGUGUCUUUAAUAACUGCUGUUUUAAAGUACUGUUCUGGGCCACAGAGAAUAGUAUCAUUCAGCAAGGGGAUCUUUGAUUCCUCCACUGAGAAAUUCAAGUCUUGAUUUGAACAGGGUUUUUAAAAAAUAAACUAGAAGUUUUGUGUACAACUGGACCUGUUGUUUUUUUGUCUCUCUCCUACCCCUUCCCUUGUAAAUGUUUGUACAAACUCUAGGAAAGGGGGUAUCCUUUUCUUGCCUCUUUGUUGCACUUCUGACCUUUUCUUUUGGUGUCAAAGGAGCCAGACCCACUUGCAUUAUACAACAAAUAAGUACAGUACAUGAAAGAAAAGCAGGGAGAACUAGGCUGAGCACUUUAAUUCUAUUAUCUGAAACAAACAAGCUCACUUAGUUGUUUAUAAAGCAGAGGCAGUGUUGUCCAAAAAUGGUUGCUAAAUUCUUUGGGACCUUCAAAAUUGAAGGGAAACUCCUAGCUCUCCACACAAACAGAUGUUAAUACCUGUGCUAAAAUAAGCACUACAAACAUGUACUGAAGUAUCUUCAAGUGUCUGGGGACAAAAAAUCAACAGCUGUCUUUCUUGCUGGCUGCUUAAUCGAAACUUUUAUCAAAAUGACAUUUUUGAUACUUGAAUUUUUUGAAGCUUUGUAUGUUGCUUCUACAAGAGUCUUUUUCUGAUAGAUACAAAUACUUUGAUAAGAUGUGUCAGAAUGUACUGUAUGGACAAUCUGCUAACAGGUAGCAUUUUGUAUUCUUCAGAAAUUCCGACCCUGUUUGAAUUAAGAGCAGUGCAGAAAUUUCUAUAAAGCUACACAUAGCAGUACAAAAGGUGGGACCUAAUACCCACUCCACUUACACCUGUGCAGCCACACUGAUGUCAGUAGAGUUACAUGGGUGUAAGUGGGAGCAGUAUUUGCCUUGGGAAUUGUAAGCAUAAGCUAACUGCAUGGUCUCACAACCAGAGGAGGCUAUUCAGGUCAUGAAACAGAUGUGCCAAGCAUCUGGGGAGAGAUUUCAGCUGCAUCAGAGUCUCCCUUAGCCUGUACUACCCACCUCACUAUGCAGUAUCCACUUUAGUUGCAACCAUCCAUCAACACCCUGGCUUGAAGAAAAGGGCAGUCUGAAGACAAGAGAAAGAAGGGGGAGAAAAGCAAAUUUUAAAAUUAACGAUCUGCGUAGUUGAAUCAUAAGCAGCAUUUGGGGGGUGGGAAUACUAAAGAGAAAAAACAAAUCUUGUUAUGCCGAAUUUUCUGAAGGUCUCCAAACUCUCCGCUCAGAAAAAUAAGAGGAAUCUUCCAAACAAGAGGGAGGAAAAAAAACAAAAAUAAAAAAAAACAAGGGAAACUAUUUAGCAGUCAACAUAAUUGACUGCUGCAUAAUAGAUGUUGUUGUACUGUGAAGUGGGAAAUUCAAAAGAAAAAUAUAAAUUAUUUCGAUUUUGUGAGUAUCUCAGCAUUUUGCAUGCUAUUGUAAGGAUUCUUAUAGGCAUUUACUAUUGUUAGCACCCCUCUUUUCUUAGGUCUGGGAGCAAAUCUCUGCGUGUUGUAAUGUACAACUAGAAAAUCUCUCGACUGUAUUUCCGCUACAUUCCAGUUUCCAAACCCCCUUGCUAUUCGAACCCCUGAGACAGAAAAGUGUGUGUAUUAGGAGGUGCUUGCAGGGGGAGGGUGAAGGGAAACAAUAACUUGGUUUAAAAAUGGUUGGUUUGUUUUUUUAAUUUUUGGCCUUUUGUAAAACUAAAGGUAAAAACUAGGCAAUCCUGAAAGAUAGUGUCUCAAGAAAAGGUUACAGACCAGUAACACACUCCAUCGUUUUCUGCUUUUAUGUACUUGUUUUGGUUUUUAAAUAGCAGCUCUGUAACAAUCCUCUUAGUCAGCUGCACAACCACCCACUCCUUUACAAAAUGCAAAUGUAUGUUUGAUAUUUUUGAGGCGGCAGCACUGCAGGUUUUUCUAGUUCAAAAAUUCGACUCCAGUCAGUGGUGAUCAUUUGCCCCUUUUGGUGUUUGUAAUCUGUGGGUGCAGUUUGCAGUGUUUAAACUGGAAAGCAAUACCAUAAUGACUGUGCCAAUUUACUUUUGCCUGACUUUUUUAUUUUUAUUUAUAUAGGAAGUAUAAUUUUAAUAUUAAGUUACCAAUUUAUAUUGUGUAACAAUAAGAAAAUUGCUUCUGCUUUGGUUACUGUUACAGGUUGUUGCUUUUAGUUUUUCAGUACAAUACAAUGCUUGAUUCUGCUGUAACCCUAUCUAACAUGCAGGCAUGUGGAUGAGAAGAAUUUUUGUAGUUAAUUUAACAUAACACACAAAUUAUUUCGGUUGAGUAUGAGUGUACGUUUUCCCCAAAGCUGGUAAUUUUGGGCUGGAGAAAUAGCACAUCCUAUGAUGAGGGUGAGACCGUUGAUUUAUUUGAAAUGUGAGAAUGGAGUAGUUGAGCUUCCCCUAGAGUUGUAAGCUUUACAAAUGGACGGUGCUUUCAGAAAUUCAGAAUUCACAAGAGGAUUUUUAUUUCCUCUGCCUAGUGAUCCAUUAAGAUUCUUAAGCCACACUAAACAAAAAGUGAUGGGCACAACCUAGCUUGGGCCAAAGUCCCUUCUGAUUACCACAGCUUCAUAUUUCUGGCUGAACUUCUUGAGAAAACCAGGCUCUCCCAUUUUACAUUUAAGAAGAUGCAACACAGAUGGUGUGACCGAGAAAACUGGCAAGAAUUUCCCCCUAAAGUUGAUUGUGACACGUGUUGGGAACUAAUACUUUUUUGGAUAUCAGCAUAUUUACCAGACCCUUCCAAGCCUGUAGCUUUCAGCUACUUUAAUUUGAAACCUUAGAACAUUCAUGUAGGAUUUUCCAGAUGAUUUGAGCAUUGUCUGUAUAUCACCAUUUGUUUAAAAAAAGCAACAGUCUCCUUUCAUUCAGAAAUAGCUUUGUUUUUGUUCCUUUCGAUUUUAUUUUAUAUGUUGAGUAGGCUUUUAAACCAGCAAAGUAAAGUAAUAUUGAGUAAAACGGGCAAAUAAACCAUGAAAAGUAGCUUUUGAGGAUUGAUAAAAAUUACUUAGAUCUGUUUCAUCUUUGUGUUCGUGUGUCAUUUUAUAUUGGGGAAAGUGUUUUAGUUGAAACCAAAUUGAAACAUAUUCAUUGAAAUGCUGCUGGUGAAUUUUACUCUUGCACAAUUUAAAGAGGUGAGGUAGUGGUUAGGCUAAAUCAGGCUGUACUUUUAUAUGCUGCUAACUUUCAUGUAUCAGCUAAGGGCAAAAUACAGCAAUGCUUGAUUACCUUCACUGAUGCUCGCUGCCUGCCUUCAUUCUGAGCUUCAGUUGCUAAGUGAAGUACAGGGCAAUCAAUAUGUAGCAUGUGAUGUGAAACUGCAACAUUUCUGUAGGCCACUAGGUGGUGCAACCACGGAAUCUGUUAAUGGGAGAUGCAGUAUUUUUACACUACUUACUCAUUUUAACUGUUCCCUAAUCUGAUCCACUGAUAUACUGUUAUGUUCACUUUCUGUAUAGGUUCAUUUAAACAAAUGUGAUGUUCUGUAAAGUGUAUAAAGGAUCUCCUAACUUGCUCAUUAUCCACUGCAACACUUACAGGCAUUAUGGUAUGUGUUCACUUCUCUCAACUGUGCCAUUCCUUGAAAAUGCAUAAGUGUAAAUUGAUCACUAUGGCCUUUGAAGGUGCUUAAAACCUGCAUCUUAAUAAUGGGAAAAUAACACCCUCCUAUCCAUCAUUUAUUUCAGUGCCUACUUAUGUACUAAGGUGACAUUAUUUUGGGGGCAGCAGUCCUACUUUGGAAACUUUUUAAAAAAGAAUUUGAAAUGUUCAAAUGAACUCUGCCCUUUCCUUUUUCCACUUGGAAUUUCAAAGGAGGAAGAAUUUUAUUACAGGAAGACAGAAGCGUUCACACUGUGCUUAUGUGCCUUGAAGAAAUAUGUCUUCUAAAUCAGUUACUUAGCAUUAAGACACUGAUCCAUACUAAGCUAGAAUGAAAAGUGAGUGUUAAGGCUCAGUAUAUAAAAGUUCUCAUUGAGUGUACCUAGGUUGACCUCAAAAUCAAAGGGAAUCUCCUUUAAAGGAAGCUCUUACAGCGGAAUAAUAAUUAAUAUCCACCCUCACGCCCCACCGAUUUUUGAGUAAGAAAAAUAAAAAUAUGAAAGAAGCAUGAUUAGGAAUCACACAAAUCACAUGGUCUGGCAAAAGAGAAAACAACCCCCUCUCCUUAAAAGUCAUAGAAAAAGCCUAUGCACCCAGAUGUACGCUGAGCUAAGACUGUAUUGUCAGUAAACUAAAACGUGAUUGUAUUCAGCACUUAGUCUGCCACUUAUGAUGUGCUGUAAUCCUUUUUUCUCGCUACUGAAAGCUGUUACAUUCCAAUGAUAGGUAUUCUGUCAGGUCACUUGUCCUCAAAUAUGGUUUUCUUUUGUUGGGGGGGUGGAAGCUCUACACAUUAGUGGUUGUAACAACAAAAAAGGAAGGGAGGAAAAAAGCUCAUAAAACCCAGUCCAGAACUAGAAAAUCCCCUGGAAGUUGAUUUAAAAAAAAAAAAAAAGAGCCAACCUCAACACUGUGAGCAUAAAAUGUCACAAUAUAAAAUAAUUGUGAAGUGGUCACAGCAGUAGGACCAAAACAACCUUGAUAUGGAGGCUAACUGAAACAUCCUGAGUCAUCUUCUCUCCUGGGCACGUCUCUAGGAAGUCCAGUCUGCCUUUCUAGGGCACACAAACCAUAGCAAUGGAACUGCCAACAAGCAGAAAAUAUGGAAGUGACUCAUGCUAUUCCCCCCCAUCCCUGUUGCUGAGUCUCUGUGCACUACUGUACUGUACUGAAAUCUUAGGUGAGGCCAUUGUAAAAUAAUGCCUAUGCAGGUGAUCUAUGCCUAUACUUUCCAUGUCCUUGGCUUUCCUUCUACCCCGGAAGGAGAAAGAAGCAUCUCUUUUCUAGCAGUAAUCUGAGCGACUUAAUGUCCAUGUACAGUGUAUAAACUGUCCUAUUGGCAGACCCAGUUAUAGUAUGGCUGUUCCCGGAUAUGUCUGAGACAGUUUAGACUUUGAGUGUACACUGGACCAACUGUGCUACCGCUUUGGACUUGCAAGGCUGCACCAUUGUUUAGAGACCUGAUUAAAACAGUUUGGUUGCAUUUACACCCUUAAGGAUCCAUGUUUUAAACAUAUCUGAAAAUUACAGUACUUCAACAAAGUGCCCCAGCAUAGGAGUAGUGUCUUAGGCCCUGUCUGCUCUACAGCUUGAUAUGUACUAACUACAGUUAUGUUCAAAUACUGUUGUCAAAAACAUUCCACAUGGAUUUGCCAGUAUGACGGCUGUUAGAACAGCUAUAGCAGUUUCUCAGUCCAGUGGAGACAGGCUAUUUUUUAAGUCAUAUUAGCCCAAGAUGUGCUCCAGAUUAACCAUCUAGCUACUCCAUAGCCCGGAUUCUGAAAGCAGUUGUAUCACAGGGCCUAGUCUUAUCUCCUAAUUUAUGUGUGGAGGGGAUCUUGUGUGUGUGGAACAUACCUUCUUGCAUGGAAGGGGAGUUGAGUUGUCUAAGUGGCAGGACCCCUCUGCUUAUCCCAGAUGCAAUGGAAGAUGCUCUGUGAGUCUGGGGUUCCUGCACGGAUAAUGGACAGGGCUUCCACGAAUAUUGAUCGCCUAUUGAUUCCCCAGAUCCCCACUGCUCCAAAGGGAUGCAUGGAGUUUAAGUGUGGGCCUCACCGCCUGUUCAGUAGAGGAGCAAAUCCACCUCUUCCUCCACCCCCAGUGGAAUCAUCAAGCAUCAAUCUUUGCAAAGAGAACCUCACAUUUCCUCCCUUUUAGGCCCAUUGAGGAAGCAACUGGGCCUGCAGUAAUGAAUUUGGGUGCAGACAUAAACUGUGUCAGUCAUGGUAAACUAAAACCAUAUUUGAAAACGGUUUCAAAUACUUAAUGCAGAAAGAGCCAUAACAAAUCCUUCACCGCAGUACUUCCUAGCCUAUCCCCUACCUGAUCCCUUCUUAAGAUACUCACAGCCUGAUAUCUUGGAUUGGGCUUCUCAUCAACUUUUAAAUGCUUGGGGGCUUGUCUUCACUACCCGCCUGGAUCGGCGGGUAGAAAUCGAUCUCUCGGGGAUCGAA